UUCUUCCUCAGAAAAUCCCGGAAAAAGGAAAAAAUUUGCUCUCUCUCCAGUUUUUUUAUAUUUUCCCGCGCAUUAUUUCGGAAAAAUGGCUCCUAAAUCGGAUAAUACAGAAGCUAUCGUACUCAACUUUGUGAACGAGCAAAACCGACCUCUAAACACCCAAAAUGCAGCUGAUGCUCUGCAAAAGUUUAAUCUUAAGAAGACUGCAGUACAGAAAGCACUCGAUAGCCUUGCUGAUGCUGGGAAAAUCACGUUCAAGGAGUAUGGUAAGCAGAAAAUAUACAUUGCAAGACAGGACCAGUUCGAGAUUCCAAACAAUGAGGAGCUUGCUCAAAUGAAAGAAGAAAAUGCCACAUUGCAAGAACAACUCCAAGAGAAGAAGAAAACAAUCGGCGAAGUUGAGUCAGAGAUCCGGAGCUUGCAGACAAACUUGACACUAGAAGAGAUACAAGAUAGAGAUGCCAAACUAAGGAAAGAGGUUAAGGAAAUGGAAGAGAAGCUGAGUAAACUACGCGAGGGAGUUACAUUGGUGAGGCCGGAAGACAAAAAGGCUGUUGAAGAAAUGUACUCAGACAAAUUAAAUCAGUGGCGAAAGCGUAAGAGGAUGUUCAGAGACAUUUGGGAUACUGUAACGGAGAAUUUUCCCAGAGACAUUAAGGACUUUAAGGAGGAGCUUGGAAUUGAAUAUGAUGAAGAUGUCGGCCUAAGCUUGCAGGCAUAUUCUGAUCUUAUUCAACAUGGUAAAAAGAGAGGCAGAGGGCAGUAGUUUCCAGAUCUACACACCUCAGUGGAAGUAGAAGCUUCUUCUAGUUUCAGAACAAUGUUGUUCUCUGCAGCGAUCUCCUUCAAGACCUUCAUUCUAACUUCUUUCGGUGGAUGUCUUGUCGACAGCUUCUGAAUUAUCUAUAGUGACACCAAAAUGAAACAUGAAUACAAGAAACUCAGUAAGUAUUUUGCUUUGUAUUUAGAGAUAUAUAACGUAUUAAAUAUAUUAGUUGAGUUGAAUGAAUCAAAGUUGCUUAC
Eutrema salsugineum is the source of this 1023-nucleotide messenger RNA. Its product is annotated as homologous-pairing protein 2 homolog. The record is from RefSeq and is a predicted model, not a curated record. Gene Ontology annotation, cellular component: condensed nuclear chromosome; DNA recombinase auxiliary factor complex. Gene Ontology annotation, molecular function: double-stranded DNA binding; recombinase activator activity. The transcript has 7 exons. Gene Ontology annotation, biological process: homologous chromosome pairing at meiosis; meiotic joint molecule formation; meiotic strand invasion involved in reciprocal meiotic recombination. Bases 86 to 766 code for a protein of 226 amino acids. NCBI's taxonomy places the organism in Eukaryota, Viridiplantae, Streptophyta, Magnoliopsida, Brassicales, Brassicaceae.